Molecule: messenger RNA, 1756 nt
Organism: Cavia porcellus (domestic guinea pig)
Lineage: Eukaryota; Metazoa; Chordata; Mammalia; Rodentia; Caviidae
Product: zinc finger protein 564-like
Exons: 6
Coding region: 433-1485 (350 amino acids)
Biological process (GO): regulation of DNA-templated transcription
Source: RefSeq, a predicted model, not a curated record
GCUACGCAACGCCCGGUGCCCUCGCUGGUGCUUCCGGCAGCGCUGUCAUUGGCUCUCUCAGGUCCGGCGCUGCCUCAGGUCUGUGUAUCGCAGCCCUUGUCCCUGCGGGGUCCGCAGUGACCGUGAGAGCGUAGAGAGGACGCCAGGACACCCAGAAGCCAGAGAUGAAUUCAGCGAUGAAUCCAUCAAGACCUGGGCUUUUCUUUGUUGGAUAAUAUAUGGUCUGUUUUGGAGAAUGUCCCAUGCGAUGCUGAGAAGAAUGUGUAUUCUGAUGUGGCUGGGUGGAACACUCUGUAAACAUCUGCUAAGUCCAAUUGCUCACAGGACUCGGUGACCUUUGAGGAUGUGGUUGUGAACUUCACCCUGGAUGAGUGGGACCUGCUGGAUUCUUCCCAGAGAGAACUCUACCGAGAUGUUGUGGGGGAAAUCUUUAUGGACUUGGCCUUCAUUGGGGAAAAAUGGAACCAGAACAUUGAAGAUUGGUACAGAAAUCAGGGGAGAAAUUUAAGCAGUCACAUUGUAGAGCGCCUCUGUGAAGGUGAUGCAGGUGGUCGCUGUGAAGAAACCUUCACCCCGGUUCCAGCUCAGAACUGGGAGCAGAAAACCCUUCCGGCAGUAGAAUCCCAGCACUGCCGUGUGUGUGGAAUAGUCCUGUCCCGGUCAUGCUCAUCUGACCCCAUCUCAUCCCCCACGGGACCAGAACUACAGGAACAGCAGGAAUCAGAAAGGAAACUGUACACCUGUGGGCAGUGUGAGAAGGCCUUGAGCUGUGAUUGCCCUUUCCCAAUUGAUGACAGGAGUCACCCUGGAGAGAAGCCCCGUGAAUGCCCAGCACAUGAGGAGGCCUUCAUUUCGGUCACCAGCCUGGGAGGAUACGUGAUAGCACACGCCGGAGGUGGACCACACAAGUGUUCCGUGUGUGGGAAAGGCUUGCAGUACCCCAGCUCGCUCAAGAUCCAUGAAAGGAUUCACACGGGAGAGAAGCCCUUUCAGUGUGCCCAGUGUGGGAAAGCCUUUAGCUGUUUAGGUUCGGUUCGAAGACACCAAAGAACCCACACUGGAGAGAAACCCUACUCAUGUAAGGAGUGUGGAAAAGCCUUCAGCUCCCUCUCAGGCCUGCAGGGACACACCAUGAGGCAUACCGGAGGUGGGCCUCAUCAGUGUAAGGAAUGUGGCAAAGUUUUUAACUCCCCCAGUGCCCUAAAGAAGCACGAGAGAACUCACACGGGAGAGAAGCCGUACCCUUGCAGGCACUGUGGCAAAGCCUUCAUCUGCUCCACUUCCGUCCGAAAACACGAAAGGACUCACACUGGGGAGAAACCCUACGAAUGUAAGCAGUGUGGAAAGGCCUACAUUUCUCUCUCCGGCCUGCAGGGACACGUGAUUAGGCACACUGGAGACGGGCCCUACAAGUGUAAAUUCUGUGGGAAGGCCUUCGGUUCUCCCAGCGCAGUCCUCAGGCACGAAAGUGCCCACGUUGUGUAGGAUUCCUCUGACUCAAGGGAUGGCAAAGCCUCCAUUUGCCUUCCAGGCAUUCAAAGAUGCAUAAUAACAGUGGAGACUCAUCUGACAAAUGUAGGGUCUCUGAGGCGGCUAAGGAAAUUUGAUUAUUCCGAGUACGGGAAAAAACUCAUAUUGGUGAGAAACACCACAAAUGUAGCAUGUAUGAGAAAGCUUUAGUCCAUCAAAGUCUGUUUGGAAUGCCUGGUGCCCACACUGGUAAAAACCCUAUGAAUAAAAAAUGAAUUGAAACCUG